This is a messenger RNA of Polyodon spathula (Mississippi paddlefish), 2855 nucleotides long. RefSeq names its product ras and Rab interactor 1-like. Gene Ontology annotation, cellular component: cytosol; endocytic vesicle. Gene Ontology annotation, biological process: vesicle-mediated transport. Gene Ontology annotation, molecular function: small GTPase binding; guanyl-nucleotide exchange factor activity. The record is from RefSeq and is a predicted model, not a curated record. NCBI's taxonomy places the organism in Eukaryota, Metazoa, Chordata, Actinopteri, Acipenseriformes, Polyodontidae.
UACCUAGUCAUGUUGUUGAGGCAAAAUCACUGGGAUCCUUUAAAACCCGACUUGAGAAGGUUCUGAGACUAAUCAGCUGCUCAGAACCGGUUGAGCUCAGGUGGGCUGAAUGGCCUCCUCUCUUAUGUUCUUGCUCAUUGCCGGUGAUUCUGUGUGCACAGUCCACUCUCAGUCUCUCUCUGUUAUAGAUGCAGCAGGACCCUGUCUAUGACUUCCCUGACUCUCAGCCUGCAGAGCCCCUGCCUGUCCACCGGGGGUCGCUCAAGAGCAUCAGCGUGCUGGACCGCCUCCUCUUCACGCACUCUGUGUGGAUGCAGCUCUCCAUCAACUCUGCCACCGCCCUGCACAUCCUGCAGAGGGAGCCUCCGGGGACGUUCCUGGUGCGCAAGUCCUCCACAUCCCAGAAGAAGGUGCUCUGUGUCAGGCUGGUGGACGACUCCAUGCCUGGGUUCGUGGGGCAGUACAUCAUCCGAGAGAAGGACUUUACCUUCUCCCUGGAAGCCUCGUCCAUCAGUUUCCCUGAUCUCUGCCACCUUGUUUCAUUUUACUGUGUGAGCAGGGAUGUGCUUGCCUGCCCGCUGGCGCUGCCUGCAGCCAUCGCCAAGGCAACGUCUCACAAGCAACUGGAGGCCAUCUCUCACAUGGGCGUGGAGUUCUGGAGCUCCCCGCUGAAUUUCAGGGGUCCUCGAAACGGGCUCCCCCCUCCAGACUUGCCCCCGCUGGACCCUGCAGACUGUGCCACCCCCGUGGGACCCCUUUCCGUGUUCAGGGAAUUCUGCCCGAUCCAAACCCGAAGCCCCCAGGAGCUGGACUACGGCUCGGGCCGGGGGGCUCUGUGCUUCAUCAACCCGCUCUUCCACCAGUCCCAGCUGAGCCAGGGGGCGCUGCUCAAACGAGACAAGUUCAAACACAGCUUCAAGGUGAGGAUCUCCACCGAGACCUCCAGCCCCCUGUCCCCCCCCGCUCCCCCCUCCCCCCCCCCUCCACCGCCCCCUCUGCUGGCUAAGGGGGCGAGAGGGAAGCAGCAGAUCCCCCCCUCGGCUCCAGAGCAGGAUUCGGAGUACAUGCUGCCCUCGGUGGCGAUGUCCCGGAAGGUCAGUUUGGGGCAGUUUGCGGGGCUCCUCAAGGGGGCGAGCGUGCUUUCACCCACCGGAGAGGAGGAGGAGGAGGAAGAGGAGUACCAGAUACCCAAACCACUACAGCAGAGGAGGAAUUCUGAAAAGCUGGAUCCUGAAACUGAGGUAUUAGGAGGAGAAGAAGGUGAAGCUCUGAUUCUGGAUCGGGGCCGGGCUCCUUCCUUAAGAGAGCUGGACAGCAGCAGUUCCCUGAGCAGCCUGGAGGAGGAGGACGAGAGCCUGAGCUCGGAUCGGCCCCCCCUCACACGGGGAACCAGCUUUCCCACCCCGCGCCGGCCCCCGCACUUCUCCACCCUGCGCAAGAUGAGCGAAGUCUUCUAUUCCUUCUUCGCCCCGGAGAAGAGGGCAUGCCGGCUGGUGGAGGAGCUCUCUCGGGACAGGCACUCCAGCUUCGGCUCCCUGAUCCAGGACUUCCUGACGCUGACCCGGGAGACUCGCGGCUCUGGGGUCUCUAGCGCCGCCCUGCUGCAGACCGUGAGGAACUUCAUCACCCAGGCAAAGAGCUUCCUGCUGGGCUGUGAAGAGCUGCAGCCCCCCAUCGAGGCGCUCGUCACAGAUGAGGACAUGGACUUCGUCCUGGAGAAGGCGCUGUACCGUUGUGUGCUCAAGCCCCUGAAACCUCACCUCGACGGCUGCCUGCAGGAGUUGCACGCGCGCGACGGAUCCACGCAGCUCAUGGAGGACAGCCUGCGCGCGGCCCAGCAGGGGGCGCUGGAGCGCUUCGGGGUGCGAGUGGGCGUGCCGGACCCCCAGGGCAUUGCUAUGGUGCGGAGGAAGCUGGUGCUGAUACAGAAAGCGUACUCCCCCAUCGACAAGGUGCUGCUGCUGCUUCAGGCUUGCAAGUGUGUGUACACCGCCAUGAGGCGCGGGCCAGGAGAGGAGUGCGGGGCAGACGAGUUCCUGCCCGCCCUCUCGUACGUCAUCGUGCAGUGCAACAUGCCACAGCUCCCCCUGGAGGUGGAGUACAUGAUGGAGCUGCUGGGGCCAUCUCUGCUGACUGGAGAAGGUGGGUACUACCUGACCAGUGUCUAUGCCAGCCUGUGCCUCAUCCAGACCCAGCCAGAGCAGCUCUGCCGAGGCACAGUGACCCGCAGGGCCCGGGACUCCCUGAGAGAGUGGAGCCGUCGCCGGGGAAACGAGGGCACACAGCCCCUCUGCCAGGGACAGAGGUGUGUGCGUGUUGUUUUCCGGGACUGUGACUGCAGCACAGUGGAGACGGUGCUCCUGAGCUCCACAGACACAGUGGACACGCUGGCCCAGAUCUGCGCACUCAAAUUCCGGGUGUCGGACCCCAGUCAGUACGGGGUCUUCCUUCAUCAAGAGGGGGAGCUCCGGCAGCUCUGCCCCCAAGACCUCGCCAAACAAUCAGGCUCCGGCUUCUCCCUCACCUACCAGCGCUGCAAGAGCCACAAACUGAACAGAGGGGGCACUGUGGACCUGGGGGAGAUUCCAGAACCCAACCCACUCUGAAUCUACAUGUGGGGAGAUCUAGAAUACACAGCUGGGCAAUGGGGAACCACUUUAUCUGUACAGCACAAUACAAUACAACAGAGUACAGUACAGUGCAAUGCAAUACAAUAUAGUAUAAUACAGUGCAGUAGAAUACAAUAAUAUACACCAGGAUGUACUGGAUAUUAGUUGGGAUUGAAUCUCUAGGUGGGCUGGCAGAGUGUCAGAAAUCCCCUUUUUGUUCCAGUUGUCCUUUAUGUGUUGUAUCUC